AUGGGUUGCACAUCAUCAAACCAAACCAAAUCUCCAUUGCCUCAUCUAGUUAUUGCUGGGUUCCAAUAUGGAGGAUACAAUCUUCUCCAUCAAGUAAAGGACAAGUUCAGAGUCACAGUGAUUGAUAAGAAAGAUUUCUUUGAAUGGACACCUGCUGGACCGACAAAUAUGAGCAAAGAAGGAAAUUUCGAAAUGAUUUCUGAAAAUUAUCACAAUGCUAUCAACACUAAUAAGGUAUUUGGAUCGAAUGUGAACUUCAAGCAAGGCCUUGUAACCGAACUUGUUGAUAAUCAUAACCUCAAGUAUGUUCCUACCAGAAAAUAGUAAAACUACAAGUCAGACUGCAGCUGAGAAAAAUGUGACGUUCAAUUAUCUUGCCAUUUGUACUGGAAGUAUAUGGUCAGCUAAUCAUGACUUGAAAGAUGUCCUCAGUAUUUACUCAAAAGAAGACAAAUCUAAAUACUUUGCCCAAUAUAGAGAGCAGAUAGACAACGCUAAAUCCAUUCUCAUUGUUGGUGGAGGACCAACAGGACUUGAAUCAACAAGCGCAUCUAAACUUAUCGAGGCAUAUGGAGAGAAAGCAUCUGAAAUGGCUAAAGACCACUUCGAAGCCAAGAAUGUUGACUUACACUUCAACACAAUGUUUGACUCAUCUCACGAGUUAGCCAAAGAAUAUGACUUUGUCUUGAACUGUGUAGGAACUAGAGUAGCCACUCCAUUUAUGGAUAAACACUACUCCGACUUCAAAGGAGACAGAGGACACAUAUUUGUCAACGAGUUCCACCAAGUCACUAAUGUGAAUCCACUUACAGGUAAAAGCAGCGGAUCUACAGAAGUUCUGGACAAUGUCUUUGCUUUUGGUGAUUGCUCACUUUCAAAGCUGAAUGAAACUAAAAAUGUUCCUGCAGCAACUGUUGGUGCUCUAACAGUUGCCAACAAUCUUAUUCAAAGUAUUGAUGGUGAUAAGAAAGACUUCAGAACAAUCCCAGAGCAUAAUUUCUUUAUUUCUGGAGUUUACUUUGAUGAUACUGCUGGAGUAAUUGUAAUGGGUCCAGAUACAAUCAUGAAUCCAAAAUUGUAUGAAGAAAAGAAGGGAUAUUUUCCACCAUAUAUAAGUUUCUUGAGAAACGAAGCUGACUCUCAAAAGAAAUACAACGAUUACAUCACAAUGUUCAAAAGCUAAUACCAUUUAAAAUCUUCAAUAUCCAUUAUG
Messenger RNA from Moneuplotes crassus, 1213 nucleotides. NCBI's taxonomy places the organism in Eukaryota, Ciliophora, Spirotrichea, Euplotida, Euplotidae. The record is from the annotation of a GenBank genome assembly.